UCAGCGGCUUUUUCAGAAAAUAAAACUUUAUUUAACUUAUAAUUACCGUACGCAUGCAAUACAUAACAUUAAGUAGGCUAAUUUUUAAGAUACUUGUAUUAUAGGUAUUUUUAAAACUUGUGUUUAUAAUAUAGUCCAACUCAACACAGCAUAAGUUUUUGAAACUUUAAUGAAUAUUUAUCAAACGUUUUAUCACGCAAUAAAUUAACCAAAGUUCACAUUCAAAAUGCUUAAAACCAGGAUAUUAUAUCAAACAUCAAACAUUAUCAAACGCAUGAUGUCAAGUGCGGAAUCUGAUGUGUUGUUUGAGUCAGUGAACAAUGCUGGAAUCAUUGUCUUGAACAGACCAAAAGCUUUGAACUCACUAAAUACAUCCAUGGUCACUAAAAUGUUACCACAAUUAAUUGAAUGGGAAAAAACUAAGAGCCUAGUUAUUAUAAAGGGUGCUGGAGAGAAGGCUUUCUGUGCUGGAGGUGAUGUUAAGGCAGCAAUAGACCCAGUAGAAGGACCCAAAUUCUUUCACACCGAAUACAAUGUUAAUUAUCUUAUUGGAAAAUACUCAAUACCUUACGUAGCAUUUAUGAACGGAAUCACAAUGGGAGGAGGUUUAGGAGUGUCUGUACAUGGAAGGUACAGGGUAGCUACAGAGAAAACAUUAAUUGCAAUGCCAGAAACUAAAAUUGGCUUGUUCCCUGACGUUGGUGGUUCCUAUUUUUUACCAAGACUACAAGUCAAUCUUGGACUCUAUUUAGGAUUAACUGGUGACAGGUUAAAGGGCAAGGAUGUAGUUAAGGCUGGAAUUGCAACACAUUUUGUGUCAAGCUCACGGCUGUAUGAGCUAGAGAAACUGUUGUCGCGUUGCACCAGCGACAGUGAAGUGCAGUCACUGCUUAGUAAAUUUAAUGAACCACCAGCUGAGUUCACGCUAGCAGACAAUAUCAAGCAUAUCAAUUACUGUUUUGCUGCAUCCACAAUAGAAGAGAUCAUUGAACGAUUGGAGAAAGUUCAAAAUGAAUGGUCGGUAAAGACACUGAAGACCUUACAAGGCAUGUGCCCUGGUUCGUUGAAGAUAACUCUGCGAGCGUUACAGCGAGGUGCUCAGUUAGAGUUGGCACAAUGUCUCCGCAUGGAGUACCGGCUUGCCACGCGCGCUACACUUAACCACGACUUCCCUGAAGGAGUUCGUGCGCUUCUCAUCGACAAAGACAAUAAUCCACAAUGGAAGCCAAAAACAUUAGCUGAGGUUGAUGACAAUUAUGUAGAGGGCUAUUUCAAGAAACUCCCUGCCGAUAAAGAGCUUCAAUUCUUCGACAGUAAACUCUAAUAAGUUAAGUUAUAGUCAUUAAUCCCUUACUUGUGAAAAUAUUUAAACAAUAGAUAUUAACUGUGUUGUUUUUGUCUGUCAAGUGAGUUUUACAAUGCAUCAGACAAGGACAUCUACCUUGUUAAAUUUAUCUAUUGGUUAAGGGUUUUUAUUAGAUAACUAUUAUUGUCAAAUCAUAAUGAACUUAUUUUUAUCAAAUCAUAGUUUAUUAAAUACUUUUUAAACCAAUGCUAAUCGCGUUACAGAAACUGGGACUUGAAUAUAAUUAUUGGGUUAAAUUUAGAUCAAUAUUAUAUUGUAUUGAAGAGAGUAUAGGUAGAUAU
Molecule: messenger RNA, 1647 nt
Organism: Aricia agestis (brown argus)
Lineage: Eukaryota; Metazoa; Arthropoda; Insecta; Lepidoptera; Lycaenidae
Gene: Hibch
Product: 3-hydroxyisobutyryl-CoA hydrolase, mitochondrial
Exons: 5
Coding region: 227-1324 (365 amino acids)
Biological process (GO): L-valine catabolic process
Cellular component (GO): mitochondrion
Molecular function (GO): 3-hydroxyisobutyryl-CoA hydrolase activity
Source: RefSeq, a predicted model, not a curated record